AUGUCGUUAGGUCUACAGCUCCUGGACCAACUCGCCGAGGACAUCCUGAACGGUCGGCCCAGUGCUUCACUCCAAGGAACCGUCGAAGCCCUCCCCGCACCGCCAGACAUCGCUCCCUCUUCAGGCUCCUCUUCGGUGUCCACGACUUCGUCCAGCAAGCAGUCCAAGUCGCCUUCAAAGAAGUCGUCCAAGUCGCCCAAGUCGCCAGCGCGUGGUAAGCGUAAGGCCAGCAGUGACGACCCUGCUCCACAAGCGUUCACGAAGAAGGUGUGCACCGUCAGCAAGCCCAAGAAGCCACAUAUCCCGUCCAACGAGUUUGGACAUCUUCUCGACGUGAACCAAGCUGCUCCAGCCCCAGUUCGCUGUGCAAUCGCCGCCGUCUUGGCCAAGGCAGAGGCUCUCGGUAAGAAGCCCUGGCGUCUUGCGUUCCCCUGGACAGGACGUCCCAUUUGGUACGACCCCAUCAAGUUCUGUCACGUGUAUCGCGCGCACAGGCGCUUCUGGAUGACGCACCGUCGAGCUUUCUGGGAGUGGGAUCUCCACGCUCCUCUGGCCACGGCAGCCGCCAUGACUCAGCGUCAAAGGUACGACGCCACGCUCGCCAACGCGUUGGACCCGUCGACUAUCGACACUUACGGGUACCCCGACUUGCGUUCCUUGCUCGAGUCUUCGGACGCGCUAAAUCCAGCCGCGGACGAGAAGAAUCGACUCUCCAUCGCUUCUCUGGAUCGGGUUCGCCGCGACACCAUGUCCUGUACGAGGCCAAGCACCACUUGGGCAGGUGAUAAGAACAAGGAACCGUGGAUGUCGCUCAUCAAUAGUCACACUGUCAAAUUGGCUCAGGACGACAUCAUGGCUCAGCUCGCCGCGGGAACGUACAAGGUCCCCACUACUCGUCCUCCGUCCAGUAUGGAACGUCACCGAGAUGAUUGGUCCGAGCUCGGAGACGAAUGUGAGGACGAAGAGAACGAAGCCGUAGUCGAUGACGACGACGCUUCUGGUAACGACGACGAGGAGUCAGAGGCCGAUGACGACGAAGACGAGCAGGAAGAAUAG
This is a messenger RNA of Phytophthora infestans T30-4, 1056 nucleotides long. RefSeq lists its product as uncharacterized. The record is from RefSeq and is a predicted model, not a curated record. The transcript has 2 exons. NCBI's taxonomy places the organism in Eukaryota, Oomycota, Peronosporomycetes, Peronosporales, Peronosporaceae. The coding region runs from base 1 to 1056 and encodes 351 amino acids.